AUGAACAUGUCAAUGCGUUUGUUGUCUUCUGAGUUCAUGUGUCCUACAAGUGAAACCAAGCAGUAUAAAAAUAGGAAUUUUCUUUUGUCCAAACCCUCGGUAAGGGUUUCUUCUUUCGUUAAUAAAGAUGUAUGUAAUCGUGAUGGAAGAAACAUGAGGGUGUGUUGUCAAUUGAUGCAUGGCCAUUUAGAGGAAUCAUAUAAAAGAAAGAAAAUGUUACAAGUUUCUUUACAGAAGCCGGAUUUUGUGAGGACUUUGUUGAUUGAUAACUAUGAUAGUUAUACUUACAAUAUAUACCAGGAGCUAUCUAUUAUUAAUGGCGUCCCUCCUGUGGUGAUUCAAAAUGAUGAUUGGACGUGGGAAGAACUUUGCCAUUACCUGUACGAAGAAAAUGCAUUUGAUAACAUCGUAAUAUCACCCGGGCCUGGUUCUCCAGCAUGCCCAGAAGAUAUAGGCAUUUGUCUUCAAAUAUUGCUUGAAUGCAGGGAUAUUCCUGUUCUGGGUGUUUGCCUAGGACAUCAGGCAUUGGGUUAUGUGCAUGGAGCUCAAGUUGUCCAUGCAUCUGAACCAGUUCAUGGGCGUCUGAGUGAAGUUGAGCACAAUGGAUGCCAGCUUUUUCAUGGCAUACCUUCUGGUAGAAAUUCUGGUUUCAAGGUGGUUCGAUAUCAUUCACUGGUGAUAGAUUCUGAAUCACUUCCAGAAGUGCUCAUUCCAAUAGCAUGGACUUCCACUAGCACACUUCCGUCUAUUGGAUCCAAGGUUUCUGACAAGUACAAUGGUCAUGAAGUUCAGACUGAUCAAAGCAUUUUCUUUGAUUCAUUUUUACCUGAAGCAGGAAAUGGUAGUUCAAACCUUACUGAUUAUGGACAAACUAGAAAUGCAAGGGUUCUUAUGGGAGUCAAGCAUUCUACAAGGCCACACUAUGGUGUACAGUUUCAUCCAGAGAGUGUUGCAACCUGUCAUGGAAGUCAAAUAUUCAAGAAUUUUAGAGAGAUUACAGAGGAUUAUUGGCUGAGAUUUAGGUCAUCACACAACAAAGAAAAGCAUGCUAAUUCUAAUGCAUACACGCAGGUUUCAAGUGCUAGUAGACUCUACAGAGACUUUUGCAGAAGUAAUAAUGCAGAAAUUAAUACUGUGGAUCAGCCAAGAAAAGUAAAUCAUGGAGACGAACAUUUAGUACAUAAUAAUACUGAGAUGAACUAUAAAUUUUUGAAGUUAAAGUGGAGGAAAUUUGAUCACUUGGCUGGCCAAGUUGGUGGAGCAAAAAACAUAUUCUGUCAGUUGUUUGGACAUGAAGCCAAAAACACCUUUUGGUUAGAUAGUUCCUCCACAGAUAUGGGAAGAGCGCGCUUUUCAUUCAUGGGAGGAAAAGGUGGAUCACUUUGGAAGCAGUUAACGUUCAGAUUGUCUGAUCAGAGUGAUGGGUGUUUAAAAGGUGGUGGCUUUUUGUCACUGGAAGAUUCUGGAGGUUCUGCCAAGACAAUGUUCUUGGAAGGAGGUUUUCUUGAUUUUUUGAACAAGGAGCUUCAAUCAUAUCAUUAUGAUAAGAAUGAAUACGAAGGUCUACCAUUUGAUUUUCACGGCGGAUAUGUUGGUUACAUCGGGUAUGAUCUCAAAGUUGAAUGUGGGGCCACUUCUAACCGUCACAAAUCUAAAACUCCAGAUGCAUGUUUUUUCUUUGCUGAUAAUCUUGUAGCUAUUGAUCACAAAAACGAUGAUGUUUAUUUAUUGGCUAUACAUGAAGAAAGUUCAAGUACGACAGAAUGGUUGGAUGAUACUGAGGAGAAGCUUCUGAGAUUAACUGGCUCUAAGAGCAUGGAUUUAGAAAAGCAGUAUUCUCAUCCUUCAACUUUUUCCUCACACAAGGCUGGUUUUGCAGCUGAACAAUCUAGAGAGCAGUACAUUAGAGAUGUUAAGAAGUGUCUGAACUACAUAAAAGACGGAGAGAGCUAUGAGUUGUGCCUCACAACCCAGAUAAGGAAACCAAUUGAGGUAUUAAAUUCUCUUGGACUUUACCUUAAUUUGAGAGAAAGGAAUCCAGCACCUUAUGCUGCUUGGCUUAAUUUUCCAAAGGAAGAUUUGUGUAUUUGCUGUUCUUCUCCAGAGAGGUUCUUGCAGUUGGAUAGGAAUGACAUGCUAGAAGCUAAGCCCAUUAAGGGUACUGUAGCUCGUGGUGCUACUGAAGAGGAAGACAAGCAACUCAAAUUAAAAUUACAGCUCAGUGAAAAGGAUCAGGCUGAAAACUUGAUGAUUGUUGAUCUUCUAAGAAACGACCUUGGUCGUGUAUGUGAUCCUGGGUCUGUUCACGUGCCGCAUCUCAUGGAUGUACAAUCAUAUGCAACUGUUCACACAAUGGUGAGUACAAUUCGUGGGAAAAAGAGGUCAGAUGUAAGUGCUGUAGACUGUGUCAAAGCUGCAUUUCCUGGUGGUUCGAUGACAGGUGCACCAAAGUUGAGAUCAAUGGAACUUCUCGACUCUCUUGAAAGUUGUUCUCGAGGCAUCUACUCAGGCUGUAUUGGAUUUUUCUCAUAUAAUCAGACAUUCGAUCUAAAUAUAGUCAUAAGAACAAUCGUUAUACAUGAGGGCGAAGCUUCUAUAGGAGCAGGAGGGGCAAUUAUUGCUCUGUCAAACCCAGAAGAAGAAUAUGAAGAGAUGAUCUUGAAAACAAAAGCACCAGCAAGCACUGUGAUAAAUUAUGAAUAG
This is a messenger RNA of Lathyrus sativus (Indian pea), 2703 nucleotides long. Lineage: Eukaryota; Viridiplantae; Streptophyta; Magnoliopsida; Fabales; Fabaceae. The record is from the annotation of a GenBank genome assembly.